AUGGGGGUCCAAUUCACACACCCACAUCCACAGACGGAGAUCCCCACACUUGUGUGGACACAGCUUUGUAUUGAUCUCGGAACGCCCACAAUCGAUAGUUGGCAGUGUGCCUGUGGUGCGCGCUUAUUCCGUAUAUGUCUGAAUUCGUUUCAGGCGAAGCAGCGUAGCGCCGUUUGCACCUCCAUGGCCGCUCAGUCAGGUGGCGGUCGCUUGUCUGAUGAUGUCUACCGGAAGAUUCACGCAGUUGACCAGGGGACAAGUACGUUAACGCAAGCUGGAGUGCAGGGCCUUAGCGCUAGGAUACUUGACAAGUCGGACAUUCGGUACCCGAACUUACCUGAUGUCUUUACACAGCAGCUGAUUGAAAUCAUUAAGAAACCUGGUCAGUCGUUAGGUCUCUAUCUGAGGGAAGGAAAUGGUAUCGAUAGAAGCCAUGGCGUAUUUGCUAGCCGAUUUGGGGAGAACUCUGAGUUGGAGAAAUAUGGGGAUGUUAUCAGACCUGGUGAUGAGAUUCUUUCUAUCAACAACGUCGAGGUGUCAUCGAUGUCUAUCGAUGACGUUGUGCUAAUACUGAGCAUCCCGCGUCGACUUCUGUUGCGGAUACGGUACUAUUCUUCUUAG
Angiostrongylus costaricensis is the source of this 621-nucleotide messenger RNA. NCBI's taxonomy places the organism in Eukaryota, Metazoa, Nematoda, Chromadorea, Rhabditida, Metastrongylidae. The record is from the annotation of a GenBank genome assembly.